AUGUCCUUCUACGAAGUCCAGGGCAAAGUCGCCCUCGUCACCGGCGCCGGCUCCGGCAUAGGCCACAGCCUGACCCAGCUACUCCUCGAGGCAGGCUGCUCCGUCGUCAUGGCCGACCUCCGCCUCCGCCCGGAAGCCGAGGCGACCCUCGCCCAGCACCGCGGCCCGCCCUCCCCGUCCGCCAACGGCCCCGCCUCCGCGCACUUCCACCGCACCGACGUCGCCGACUGGGCACAGCUGCAGUCCCUCUGGGAGACGACCCUCGCGCUCUUCGGGCGCGUCGACAUCGUCGCCGCCGUGGCGGGCAUCUACGAGCCCCCGGAGAGCAACUUCUGGUACCCGCCCGGCGUCUCAGCGGAGUCUGGGGACCCUGCCGACGCGGCCGUCGGCCAGUACCGCAUCAUUGCCGUCAACCAGGUCGCGCCGAUCCGGCUGGCGCAGAUAGCCACGGACUACUGGACGCAGAACAAGCAGGUGCAGGGCAACUUUGUCGCUGUGGCGAGCGUCGGCGGGUACGUCCACUCGUUCGAGACGCCGCUGUACAUGUCGAGUAAGGCCGGGCUCGUGAGCUUCGUCAAGUGUAUGGGCGGGUUGAGGGAUAUCUGCGGGAUCAGGUACUCUGCCAUAUGCCCGGGAGCAGUCCUUACACCCAUCUUCGAGCCCGAGUGGAACAGGAAGGUAACCAAGGACGACGUGCACAUGACGGCGCGCGAGUGUGCCGCCAUCGUCAUGCGCGUGAUGCAGGAGCCCAAGUACGGCGCCGGCAGCGUGGUCGAGACGCAGAAGAUCGGUACCCACGAGAAGUCCGAGAUUACCGUGAGGGAUGUGCCGCUGGAGGCGUUGUAUCCUGAGAUUCCAGAGGAGCAGAAGCAGAAGGUGAUUGAGGGGGCGCAGAGGACGGCGAGGAGGAUUAUGCAGCAAGGGAUGCGGGCGCCAUUUGAGGGCAAGUGA
Molecule: messenger RNA, 951 nt
Organism: Colletotrichum siamense
Lineage: Eukaryota; Fungi; Ascomycota; Sordariomycetes; Glomerellales; Glomerellaceae
Product: 15-hydroxyprostaglandin dehydrogenase
Exons: 2
Coding region: 1-951 (316 amino acids)
Cellular component (GO): cytoplasm
Molecular function (GO): oxidoreductase activity, acting on the CH-OH group of donors, NAD or NADP as acceptor
Source: RefSeq, a predicted model, not a curated record